Molecule: messenger RNA, 6915 nt
Organism: Trichoderma asperellum CBS 433.97
Lineage: Eukaryota; Fungi; Ascomycota; Sordariomycetes; Hypocreales; Hypocreaceae
Molecular function (GO): helicase activity; ATP binding; ATP hydrolysis activity
Source: RefSeq, a predicted model, not a curated record
GCAACUUACUUGUUCAACUGAUUUAGCUAACACAAUGGCUACCAAAACUGCUCUCUCCGGCCGUGCUGCCAGGCUCGAGAAUAUUUUUUAUUCUUUCAUUAAAGGCGAUCGCGCUAUACAAUCCUCACACGACGCCAAGCUCUUCUUUGAGGCAGUUGACGUUAUAUGCGAACACAAAUCUGCAGCAGUUUGCAUGGAAUGCAUACUUGCAAGAAAAGAUGGCCCGCAAACAGUAAGAGAUGCCGUUCGCAGCAAUCUCUCAAUUGCAUUCAUCACGUCUUCAACAGCUACCUUCAUAAAUCAAGUAUGCCAGGCUCAGGUAAAAAUAUUGAAUGAUGGCAACUUUCUUGAGAGAUUAUUGAAGGAAAUACUCUCCCCUCCCACAUUUUGGACUGCAUUCCUCGACCUCUAUACAUCCAAUCAGCUUAGCGAUAGUGGCUUGAUUGCUUUUGCGUCUCUCUGUUUGGAAAUCGUGUCUUCUUCAUCGCCUGAGAUAUUGGCACUUUCUCACGAUGUGGAGUCACUUACUGGAAAGCUGUCGUUAUCACGUUCACCAUCCGAGGCAGUCCGGGCGCUUGGUUACCGCAUUGACAAAAUUAUCCAAGUCCGAAAAGGCUCUGCAACCGCGUCAAUUCGGAUGGACUACAGCCCUGGUGGCAGGCACGACAAUGACUUUGCAGAUUUUCGCCAAAUUUCCAUUUUCCCCACCGCAGAUGAAGUUAGUUCAAAAGAGGAUCCCUUUUUGCAACGGUUGGAUGAUGUAUUUGAAGUUUCCAGGGAUGAGCGUGCGAUCAACCAUCUUGGCUGGCUUUUCCGUCUUUUACGAGAAGAUAUGAUUGCAGAUCUAAAAGAAGAUCUACAAAUAGCAUGGGGCCAAAAAAAGGCUAGACGUAAACCGUUGGCCUUUGGUGCCCUGAAUCUGGUGGAUUAUGAUAUUGGAGCUGAUCGAUCAGCGAAACCAUUCACGCUACUGCUUCAGUGUCAAGAGGGUAUCAGCUUUCCUCCAAAUAUACGCACUAAAGAAGCCAAGAAGAGAUAUCUCGAAGACUCCAGACACAUUGUGAAGCACAAUUCUGUCGGCGCUCUUUGCUUGGAUAAAAGCAUCAUCGCCUUUGGCUCCAUCGUACGGAAUGAAGACUGGCUUAUCCAAAAUCCGCCAAAGAUCGGGAUACAAUUCACCGAUAAUCCUGGGUUAAAGGGAGCGGUUCAGGCACUCAUGGGUCCAAAUUGCCAUCAACUCAAGUUUUACGUCGUUGAUACCGCAACAUUUGCUUAUGAGCCAAUAUUACAACGAUUAAAAGAAAUAACAGAGAUUCCGAUCGAGAAUGUCAUCCUCGACCCGACAGGGCCUCCGUCUCGGUAUGACGCUCCCCCAAGGCUAUACGAGUUCGUCCUAAGCCUGAAAUCUGCACUGCUACGUCAAGAAUCAUUCAGUUUAGAGAGUAAACUGGGUAUCAAAGUGCAGAUUCGAGAUGCGCAACUCAUGUCAUUAAUCAACGGCCUGGAAAGUCCUGUAGGCCAGAUUCAGGGCCCACCAGGAACGGGCAAAUCGUUUAUCGGAGCUAUCAUUGCCCAAGCCCUUAUGAAAUUGACCAACUUUCGAAUCUUGGUCCUAAGUUAUACAAACCAUGCCUUGGACCAAUUUCUUGAAGAUUUGAUGAAUGUUGGCAUUCCACAAAGUGACAUGGUUCGUAUUGGAUCGAAAGCUUCCGCGAGAACAGAAGCGUUACGAAUCGAUGGCCUCGCGAGAGAGCCUCAAUUUCGUUUCAGCCUUGAGACUAAAGCAAUGCUCAAUGCUACUAGAGUGGAUCAAGAGGAUACAAGGAUAAAGCUAGAUCGUCUUAGAGAUCAGCUAACUAAUCCACAUGUCCAACCACACGAAAUAUUGGAUAUGUUGGAGUUCUUCGAUUCUGAACUGAGGUUCUGGGACGCUUUUCAAGUCCCUAGUGGCGAGCAAAUUGCAGGAAAAAGGAACAGGAUACUGCGACCUGUCGACGUCUACGAUUAUUGGGUUCAGGGAAAACCGCUGCGAUCUCUGGGCAUGCUCGCGGCAAAUAUGAGUGCUGAACAUUGGGCAGUUUGGAAGAUUCCACCAAAAACUCGACUGGCGCUUCAUAAUAUGUGGAAGAGCCAAAUUCAACAGGAAAAGAUCAACGAGUUUGCACAGCUAGCAGAGACAGCAAAUAACCACUAUCGGAAGAUAGACAGUCUCCUCAAAGAAAACAAGAGAAACAUAGUCAAGAGCAAGAGAAUCAUUGGAUGUACUACCACAGGUGCGGCAAUGUAUCAAUCUAUCAUACGAGCGGCUGAACCAGAUAUUGUUCUUGUCGAAGAAGCUGGAGAAAUUCUAGAGGCGCAUGUUAUUACAUCUCUCGGCCCAUCUGUCAAGCAACUGAUACUGAUUGGUGACCAUAAGCAGCUUCGUCCCAAGAUCAACAGUUACAAACUUUCUGUGGAAAAAGGCGAAGGCUUUGAUCUCAACGUUUCUCUUUUUGAACGUCUUAUUAGACAAGGCCACCAAUUUACCACUCUCCAGGAGCAACAUCGUAGCCAUCCGGACAUUUCUCAAUUUUCACGACUUUUAGCUUAUGAGGAGCUCAAGGAUAUGCCAAAAACACUCGAUCGGGAAAAGUUACGUGGAUUACGAGAGAGAGUCAUCUUUGUACACCACGAACAUCCGGAGGAGCAGCUAGAUAACGUUGUUGAUCGCCGGGAUCCAAGUUCAAAAGCCAGCAAGAAGAACACAUUUGAAGCUGACAUGGUCUUGAAAACGGUCAAGUAUCUAAGUCUACAAGGCUACCGUUCCGAGGAUAUAGUUGUCUUGACUCCAUAUAUGGGUCAGCUUUCACUUUUAAGACAAAAACUCAGCGAGAUAAAUGAUCCUUACUUGAAUGACUUGGACACUCACGAACUAGUGCGAGCUGGGCUAAUGACACAGGCAGCUGCUAAAACUGCAAAAGGACGACUACGCUUGUCGACUAUUGACAACUACCAAGGAGAAGAAAGUGAUAUUGUCGUAAUAUCCUUAGCCAGAAGCAACAAGAAAGGUGACAUCGGUUUCCUCGUAGCUCGUGAGCGACUAGUCGUGCUCUUGUCACGAGCAAGAAAUGGAAUUAUCCUGUUUGGUAAUAUGAAUACUUUCUUGGCUAGUAAAAAGGGCAAUGAAAUCUGGAAAGUCUACUUCGAUGCGAUGAAAGAAAAAGGGUUCCUGUUCGACGGACUUCCCGUCCAUUGUGAGAAACAUCCUGAUCGAUCUACUCUACUCCAGAAGCCUGAAGAUUUUGAUCAGCACUGUCCCGAUGGAGGAUGCGCUCAGCUAUGUGGUGCUAUUCUUAGCUGUGGGAAACAUCCGUGCGAACGCCGAUGCCAUCGCGUGUCCAACCAUUCACAAGUUCCAUGCAUUAAAAUGGUUCAGAAAAUUUGUGAACGUGGCCACAAGGUGAAGCACUUGUGCGGAAAAGAAAACGAAGGUUGCAAGUCUUGUGCAAAAGAAGAUGAAGAGACUCGACGGAGAGUGAAACGAGACCUAGAGAUGGAGAAGAAGAGGCAAGAACAGCAAGAAAAAUAUCGUCGUGAGCUAAAGGAGAUAGAGGACGAGCUGGAUCACCAUCGACGCCAGAUGAAAUAUAAUCAAGAAGAGGAAGAUCAAGCGAAAGAGCUUGCGCAGAAGAAAGUCCAGCUGAAAAGUCUGAAGGAAACAAAGGCAAGGCUAGCUGCGGCUAAGUCAGCAGAAGCCAAAUCAGAAAUACCCGGCAAAAAGCUUCAAAAUCAGAAACCUGCAAGCUCUGAUAGCUUUGGCCCUUCAGCGCAGGAAUGGGAAGAUAUGAAGCGCGAUACUGGGGCAUGCAAUGAUGCUCUAGAUGAACUAAUGGAUCUCAUUGGUUUAGAGUCAGUUAAGGAAGAAUUUCUCGAAAGAAAAACUGAAAUAGACCUUGCUAUCCGUCAGGGAACGUCUCUUUCUAACUCGAGAUUUAGCUGCUCCCUUCUUGGAAAUCCAGGGACUGGUAAAACGACUGUGGCCCGUAUAUGGGGUAGAUUUCUCACUACUCUUGGAGCUAUCUCCGGUGACUGCUUUGAGGAGACAACAGGGUCCAAGUUGGCGAACAUGGGUGUCAAAGGAUGUGAAGAUCUCCUUGAAAAGAUUAAAGACAACGGCGGGGGUGUUUUCUUCAUUGAUGAAGCCUAUCAGCUCUCGUCUGGAAACAGUCCUGGUGGUAAGGCUGUCUUAGAUUUCCUGCUUGCCGAAGUGGAAAACCUCAGGGGAAAGGUUUCUUUUGUUCUUGCUGGAUACUCUAAACAGAUGGAGUCUUUCUUUGCACACAAUCCAGGAUUCCCCAGCCGAUUCCCUAUUACAAUGAACUUUGAAGAUUACACUGAUGACGAGCUGCAACAAAUUCUCAAGCGUCAGAUAAAUCACACAUUUGAAAACAAGAUGGAAGUCGAAGAUGGUUUAGACGGCCUCUAUGUUCGUAUUGCUUCCCGCAGAGUCGGGCGGGCAAGAGGCAAAGAAGGGUUUGGGAAUGCCCGCGCUAUUGAAAAUGCCUUGGCAAAUAUCAGAAAGAGGCAAGCAACUAGGAUUCGACGAGACCCCCGAUCUGGCGAAAAGCCAAACGUGUUCUUGUUUACUAAAGAGGACAUUAUUGGUCCAGAGCCAUCGCUGUCCCUGCAAAAUUGCAAUGCAUGGCAAAAAUUAAACAAGAUGGUUGGACUGAAGGAAGUCAAAGAACAGGUGAAGAUACUACUUGACUCUAUCAAAACCAACUAUCAGCGAGAGCUUGAUGAAGAGCCUCCUAUACAGUUUACGCUCAAUCGAGUGUUUUUAGGGUCGCCAGGAACAGGCAAAACAACAGUUGCUAAGCUUUACGGAGAAAUUCUUGCCAAUCUUGGUCUCUUAUCCAAUGGAGAGGUAGUACUCAAAACUUACGCAGACUUCAUCGGUGCUCAUUUAGGACAAUCAGAAUCUCAGACGAAGGGCAUUCUGGCUGCAACUAUAGGGAAAGUGCUUGUGAUCGACGAAGCAUAUGGCUUAUACGGCGGAAAAGGCUCUACUUCCGACCCUUACAAGACGGCGGCUAUAGACACUAUUGUUGCCGAUGUACAGAAUGUACCUGGUGAUGACCGCUGCGUAAUUUUAAUCGGUUAUCAGGAGCAGAUGGAAGAGAUGUUCCAAAAUGUUAAUCCAGGUCUCAGUCGUCGAUUCUCAGUGGACACGCCAUUUGUUUUUGAAGACUUUGAUGACAAUGCCCUCAGAGAGGUACUGGACUAUAAAUUGAAGGUUUCUGGCUUUACCACUACUGGAGAGGGAAAAACCGCUGCACUCGAUGUUCUUAUCCGAGAGCGCAACAGGGCUAAUUUUGGGAACGGUGGUGCGGUUGAGAAUCUGCUAAGCAAAGCCAAAUCCUCUUAUCAAAAGCGACUCUCAGCUGGAAAGAUGAAAAAGAAGAAUCAGAUAGAAGCAGAAGAUUUUGAUGAGGACUUCGACAGAAGCACGCGAAAGGAUACGAAUGUGCGACAGUUAUUCCAAGAUGAUAUCGGACGCGAAGAUAUCAUCGAAAAGCUCGAACAUAUCCAACAACAGGUGCGGCAGUUGAAAGAUCUCGGUCUAGACGUCAAGGAAGAAAUCCCAUUCAACUUUCUAUUCCGAGGUCCACCAGGAACAGGAAAGACAACCACAGCGCGAAAAAUGGGCAAAGUGUACUACGACAUGGGCUUCCUUGACAAAGCCAAGGUAGAAGAAUGCUCGGCUACGGACUUGAUAGGCGAAUAUGUUGGCCAAACCGGACCCAAAGUCCAAAAAGUUCUUGAAAAGUCUCUCGGAAGAGUACUAUUGAUCGAUGAGGCAUACCGAUUCGCCGACGGCAAAUUUGCAAAAGAAGCUAUUGAUGAGAUUGUGGACUGUGUCACCAAGCCCAAAUAUCAAGGCAAACUCAUCAUUAUUCUGGCGGGUUACGAGCACGAUAUAAAUCGCCUCCUGUCCGUGAACCCUGGACUGACCAGCCGCUUCCCCGAGACUAUCGACUUCAAGCCGCUCAAGCCAGAUGCUUGCUUCGGGCUGCUUGCUGAUCUUUUGCGAAAGAGAAAAGUAGAGCUUGAAAGUAAAGGCAAAGACUUGGACAUCAGCUGCUUGGAACGCCCGUCUGCAUUAUUUCUCUCCAGAUGUAUAGCUACUAUCAAGUCCUUGACUGCUGUAGAAGGCUGGGCUAGCGCAAGAGAUGUCAAACAGCUAGCCAGAAAUGUAUUUCACGCCAUAGAUUUGAAAGCAGAGGCUCUUAAAGUGGAGGAGAAACACGUCCUUCAAGCGCUCAAUCAGAUGCUGAAAGACCGGCAGUCUAAGAUGGUGAAAUCCGCUCCGCCGGUAUUUCAUGAUUGUGAGGCAGAUUUCUCGCCCACACCAUCAGCUCCUUCUGUGCCAGCUCUAUCAAUUCGCACAAAUACAAACAUAGAGGCUCAGCAGAACACAAAUGAGGGCGAUCUGACUGAUGAAGAUGGAUCGUCUCAAUGGACACCUGUAUCGCCUGAGUCGCCAGAGAGUAGCGGCAGUCGCAAAGUUGUACGAGACGCCGGUGUAAGCGACGAAAUCUGGGAGCAGGUUCAGAAAGAUCAAGCAGAAGAAGAACGAAGAGAUGCGGAGUAUCGUAAGCUCAAGGAAGCUCAGAAGCAUGCGACAGAUGAAGCUCGAGAAAAAAUUGUUCGCGAGCUGAUUGAGGAAGAAGAACGGCGAAAAAGGGAAGCGGAGAAACAGGCAAAACUGAUGGCCCUAGGAACCUGCCCUGUGGGAUACCAUUGGAUUAAGCAGGCUGAUGGAUAUCGUUGUGCUGGAGGGUCACAUUGGCUAUCGAAUGAAGAGAUUGAAAAGCAUAUGCAGUAGUUUGAGUUUUUUUUUUUUUUUUAUCAAAUUGAAUACCUUUGCCUCCC